UGUGUAAGGCCCCUAACAGGUUCCAGUUCCACAGGAAAUGUCUGCUGUGCCAACUGUGGAGCCCUUGGUUCUGGCUCAUGUCAUACAGGAUGUGUUAGAUUUAUUCACACCAACUAUGCCUCUCAGAAUAACAUACAACGACAGGCUACUUCUGGCAGGUGCUGAGCUGAAACCAUCUGCAACUGUGCAUAAACCAAGGGUAGAUGUUGGUGGCUCUGACCUUAGGGUGUUCUACACGCUGGUACUGGUGGAUCCUGAUGCUCCAAGCCCAAGCAACCCAUCACUAAGGGAGUAUUUGCACUGGAUGGUAAUAGAUAUCCCAGGAACAGCUGGAGCCAGCUUUGGUCAAGAGCUCAUGCUUUACGAAAGACCAGAACCAAGGUCUGGCAUCCACCGCAUGGUAUUUGUGCUGUUCCGGCAACUUGGCAGGGGAAUAGUUUCUGCACCAGACAUGCGACACAACUUCAAUUGCAGAAGCUUUGCACAGCAAUACCACCUGGACAUUGUGGCUGCUACAUAUUUCAACUGUCAAAGGGAAGCUGGCUCUGGUGGAAGAAGGUUCAGGCCCGAGAGGUCUUAAUGGAGAAGUGAAGACUAAAGACCAGUGUAUGGUCUUUAUAAAGUGGAAUUUCGAAAUAACAUGCACUGUAGUAUUGAGUGCACCAUAAAAUAUGUUUAUGCAGCACGAUAUAGCUCUAACUGUCACUACAAGUACCCCGAGGAUAUCAAGAAUACUUAUAUAAUGUCAAACAGAAAUGUGCCUUUUAUGAUGAGAUGGAAACUUUUCAUUAUAAAGCGAACUGUGCUUCCAGUGCCAAUGGAGGCUGCAGCUCCUCUUUCAUGAGAGCUAUUUAUGAUUAUAAGGAAUGGACCUCAUAUACCAAUUACUAGAGGAAAAUUAGCCUAUUUAUUUUGAUAGAAAAAACACUAGAUGGCACAGCAAAGAUCAUUGUUCACAACAAGACAAAUAGUUCUCUUCUCUUUAGUGCCAGCAGAACUUCUGUAAUCAAUAAUACUUACUAGUUAAAUA
Oryza brachyantha (malo sina) is the source of this 1030-nucleotide messenger RNA. RefSeq names its product protein HEADING DATE 3A-like. The transcript is spliced from 4 exons. Lineage: Eukaryota; Viridiplantae; Streptophyta; Magnoliopsida; Poales; Poaceae. The coding region runs from base 38 to 580 and encodes 180 amino acids. The record is from RefSeq and is a predicted model, not a curated record.